UACAUUUAUCUGGUACUGCAGUACAGUCGUGGCGACUGUGGUCAGUCAUUUAAAAAAUACAUUUCCGAGACGACAUGACAGAAAAUUGAAAACCAUUGAUUUAAGGUAACCCAACUAUAUAUUAUGUCCCUAGUGUUAACAACAGGGAAGUGUUUUCUUUGGCAUACUGUAAGGGAAGAUUAAAAGUUCCCGAUAUGUUCAGGACUUUAGGGAUCAACGUGGUCAUACUGCAAUCUGAGGCAACAUUGAAACAGUCCCAAAUGAAAGAACAGAGAGACCGCAAUGUGUUUAUUGCAUAGAAUAACUGCUGCAUAAAUUCAUAUAGCUACGCUUAAAAAUAAGAGCAACACAUUGCCAAAAAAGGACCAAAGGGAAAGAAGCUGGAAUUUUUUUGUUCAGUUUUUGUUUAUGUGAGUGAACAUCGCAAUGACAUGUUUACAUUUUAGAGCUCCUGUGAGAAAGUUGAUGUGCAAAGACCAUUUUGGCACGACGAGGUUGCACUUUUGUCAGAGGUCAUCCAACAAAGUAAGUGCUAUUUAUCCUAACAUUUGCGUUCCUGCUGAUCUGGCCAAUGAGCUUGUUAUUUUCUUAUCACAUACUAUAAGAAAUAGGCCUGCUGUUGCAAAAUCAGAAUUGUUUUAAGUAGUCUGACUUUAUAAAAUUGUGCGUGCGUGUGUGUGCUCUCUCCCAGAUUUAUUUCCUGGGUGGGGUAAUUGCAGAAAGGCAUUGUGACUGUGAUUAUGUGCUUAUACUGUGAUGUGCUUUUGCAAGCCCUAAGCAGUCAUUAGCAAAGUCCGCACAUCAGUGAUUCUACCUUGAUGACCAAGGUGACAUAGGGAUUAUUUUACUAACUGAGGGACCUGUUGAAAAUGUUUAAUAUAGAAAUAUUUGUAAUUUAACUGGUUAGUUAGUUAGUUAACAUGUUUAGUUUGAAGGCUACACAUCUGAAACUCAUGUUAAUUACACCGCACAUGUCUGACAGUUAUAAUAACGUCAGACAGUGCAAGAAAAACAUAACACAUGGUUUUAUAUUAUCAAAUUCUGGAGUAGACCCAUUAAGAGGGUUGGCGUCAAGUAGCCUAUCCAUCCAGUUGUUACGUGAGCACCAUGCCAUUCUGGGCUUGUCUAACAACGGAAUUAGAAACUUCAUGUGUUCAACUCCUCCUCCUCCCCACUCUUAGCGCAUCUGCUAGACUCUGGACAGAACGACGUGAGGUUGCGUGGAGAACAUAGCAAUACUGGUGCAGGUUUUUCAGCAUUUAAUGUAGUGUAAAUUAGACUUACUUUGAAAAGUCAUUGAAUGUACCUUAUUUUCAACGGGAAAAUGAUAUACCACAUAAAGUAAAAUAUUAGUAAUUAUCAGUCAUAACCCAUUUAGUUGAAUUAGUUGUAUUAUGGGAGUGCGUUCAUUUGUCACGCUUUAUGCGUGUGCGCACGUAUGUUUAUUCGUUUGCAUACUGCAAACUGUCCAAUCUCAGCGGAAUCCACCAGAGACAAGGCCAGGAAAUAACCAAGCCGCAGGUACAUUACGGCAGACAAUACAAUGGGCGCACAAUGGUAAGGUUUUUAGCCUUCUGAGUCACGGCUCGGAAUAUCGACCACCAAAGCAAAGAGGCGCCGAUAAAGAGCAAGUCCAAGAGAGACCUGUCACCAUCAUUAGCGAUGGGGAAGCCAACAAACCCUCUGAUUCAUCGAGACCGCUUCCCUCAUCUAUUCACACAGUGUCCGGCGCAGGAGCGCGCCCGCGCUGGAUACCACCUCGAGUUUCAAGGCCCCCUAGGGGACAGGGGCACCAGCAACAGGAUGCCCAUCCAAGUGGCCUUGCAGAAACGAAGGCAAAUGGCACGACGAAUGGGACACAGGACAAACCGUCCCCAUCGCCGAGAAGAGAAGACAUGAUGGCAGGAGAUGAUCCUUACAACCCAUACAAGACCUCAGAUUCAGAUAAUCCUUACUAUAAUUACUAUGACGUGUACGAGAGUCCCAGGCGCAGAGAGAGACCUGGAUAUGGCACAAGGUACCAUCAGAACGGUCUGCCUGAUCUUGUGCCAGAUGCAUACUACAUUCAAGCCUCUGCAUAUGUCCAGAGAGUUCCUAUGUACAACCUCCGAUGUGCAAAUGAAGAGAACUGCUUGUCAAGUUCAGCCUACAGAGCAAGAGACUAUGACAGCCGCAUGCUUCUGAGGUUCCCACAACGUGUGAAGAACCAGGGGACGGCUGACUUCCUGCCAAGCAGACCGCGCUACUCCUGGGAAUGGCACAGUUGUCACCAACAUUACCACAGCAUGGAUGAGUUCAGCCACUAUGACCUGCUGGAUUCCGGUGGGAGGAGUGUGGCUGAGGGACACAAGGCCAGCUUCUGCCUGGAGGACAGCUCCUGUGACUACGGCUACUACAGACGCUUUGCUUGCACCUCACACACCCAGGGCCUUAGUCCAGGAUGUUAUGAUACCUAUAACGCAGACAUCGACUGCCAGUGGAUUGAUAUUACAGAUGUGAAACCUGGGAACUAUGUCCUGAAGAUCAGUGUGAACCCCAGCUAUCAGGUUCCAGAGUCUGACUACAGCAACAACAUUGUGCGCUGUGAGGUCCGCUAUACUGGCAACUACGCCUAUGUGUCAGGAUGUCACGUCUCACACUAUUAAGAGGGGGAUGUCACUCUCCAAACCACUGAGAAGCAAUUCUGUGAAAACUCCAUAGCAGAAAAUGACAGAAAAUUUGUGGAUAAAGCACACAUGGAUAACUGCAAUUAUGUAAAAAUGGCCAUACUCUUACCAAAUUGACAGUUGACCAAUUUUUCCGGUUAAUGUAAAAAAAAAAACUCUAAGGUUCAUUUUAUUCCUAAAUUAAGCAUGUUUUUGUAAAGCCAUUCUGUAUGUUCAAUGAGGAGGUAAUAAAAUAUGGAUCUAAUUACUUGAUAGGUUUAGAAUUAAAAGUAUAGCCUCUAUAUUACAUAGCCUAUAGUUGGUUUUAAAAGGUCUAAACCAAAUACAUUGAAUUUCAGAUGUUAAAACCCCACCAAAAUUCGAAAUGGCUUGUUUUUUACAUAUCAAUUACAAUAUUCAGCACCACAUUGUAUGGAAUCCAUCUUCAGCUUGCUUAAAAAGCACAAAAUGUAGCGCAUGGUGAGAUACAAUUUUUUUUUUAACCAUGGCAUAUUUCCCUCAUCGUUGUAUGUGUUUUACGUCAAACAUAUCAUCACUUUAAUCCACUCUUUCUAUAAUUAUUCACAUUUGCUUGCUAUAGCUUGUAUGUUUACAACUCAAGUUCAAGGUCACUUUAGAUUUUUUAAAUUACAUUAAAGGGUUUGAAAAUUGGUAUAUAUUAGCAGUACACAGAUCCGUUUUUUGUAGGCCCAGGAAUCAACUUCCAAAAAUGAAAUUUUGCAUGAAAUUAGUUAUCAAAUGGAAAAAUAUUCUCUCAGUCCCAUUGCAAAAUGUGUAGAAUUGCAGAAAACUUUCUUUAAAACUGCAACAUUUUCUCUACGCCCCAUGGCAAAAUGUAUAGAAUUGCAGGAAUUUUGUCAAGAGGUGGGCCACUAAAAUGUUUUGCUCACAAGUUGCCCAUCCCUGAGUAAAAGUAUUUCCCAUAUAGUACUGGAUACUGUACAUACUGUGCCUGUGCUCUGAACCAAAUAUUCAAACAGAAUUAGGAUUCAUUUGUUUUGUGAAAUGCUUUUACUUAUGGUUAGUCUGCGAGCUAUCUCUUUUGUCCUGUUUUGUUUGAUAUUUAUGCAAUGAAAAAGCUCAUAUAACUGCACCGUUUUGAUGUAUUCCAGGAAAUCUACUUGAAUAAAUCAUUGUGACAUUCA
This is a messenger RNA of Oncorhynchus kisutch (coho salmon), 3811 nucleotides long. RefSeq names its product protein-lysine 6-oxidase-like. The coding region runs from base 1395 to 2645 and encodes 416 amino acids. Gene Ontology annotation, biological process: peptidyl-lysine oxidation; collagen fibril organization. NCBI's taxonomy places the organism in Eukaryota, Metazoa, Chordata, Actinopteri, Salmoniformes, Salmonidae. Gene Ontology annotation, molecular function: protein-lysine 6-oxidase activity; copper ion binding. The transcript is spliced from 7 exons. The record is from RefSeq and is a predicted model, not a curated record.